UCCCCCCCCCCCCCGACUCGGUCGCCGGGUCAAGUGUCGCGGAGAGAGAUAUCGACGGACGAGGGAUAUCGACGAGCGUUACAGGAGAGUUGUCAGGAAGGAGUGUACGGACGGUAUACCAGGAGGAGUAAACGGGAUCGUGUUGCAGACGCGCAGUAGUGUGGGGAGAGUUGCACGCGACAAGUAGUAGCGGACUAACGAGGGAGGCCCGGUAGCAGAGGACACGGAGUAACGACGGGGUGACACGGUAAUCGCGCGCGGGGGGCGGCGCGGGAUUGCACCGCCGCCGGAUUCAGUGACAGCGGCUCGCCGGUGGUCGAACCGGCUGACAGAGGGCUUCGGUGGAUCAGCUGGUGCCCCGCGAUCCACCGCGAUCCACCGCGAUCCACCGCGAUAUAUAAACGCGAUCCUCGGCGGAUCGUUUCAUCAAUCGGGGGUGGAUCUAUACGUGCAGCAUGUACAUCCGCGAGGACGGCGAACAUGCGAGCACGCUUAAUCCAGCACGCACGUAUGUGUAACCAUACGCGGCUCGCCAUCGACGGGGGAUUCAAUUAAGCCUGCCGCGAGGAAGGUCAAGUACGCGAUGCGAGCGACGCGGGCUCGGGUGCCCGGGUUUUAAUUAAAACUCUCGCCCGCGGGAUUUCUCAUUAUUAUUGCGCGCGCGUCUCGCGUAUUCGAGAUUAAUUAGCUGCGUCAGGAACGAGAGCGGCAGCGGCGCCGACGGCCGGGUGAAAGAGCGACACGGGGGAGAUCGUGACUGGUCUCCCUGGUUCAUAUAUCUGUGUUCUCUUAAUAUCCGUGUGACAAUUUCCGUGCGACGUGUCGCGAGCUUGUGUCGAGUCCUGGCGUUCUCUCUGUCGUCAUGAACGAGCUUCUUCUCCGGUCGCGGUGCGGCUGGCUCGGUUAGUGAUUGUGAACAGGUCUCAACAGCGGUACUCCCGAAAUAGUGACGGAUAGUGCAGUUGCGUGAGGAGUUAACAGUCGUUUUGAUAAUUAGAGACAGGCGGAAGUAGCGGGCGUCUCAUUUCUGACGCGCUCCCGACGACGAUGUCGAAGUAGGACGAUCCUCGACGAUUGGCAAUAGCUCGUUCUAACGCACGGAAGACGCGUAUUAUGUGAGGAGGAAGCCGCGACGAGGGAAACGAAGAUGUCCGCCGUCAGCGUCGUCGCAUGGUUGCUCGGCGCCGUCGCUCUGGCUGCGAUUAAUAAUGAGGUACAUUGCCACAACAUGCCACACGGCGGCAGCAGCAAGAGCGGCGACACAUACAACCAGAAUGCUCUGGAAGAGGCCGCGCGAUCGGGGCCGUAUUUCGACAAAUCGGCCUCGAAGAACGUGACCGCCCUGUUAGGAAAGACCACGUACCUCAACUGCCGUGUCAAAAACUUGGGGAACAAAACGAUGACGCUACAAGUAUCGUGGGUACGGCACAGGGACGUCCAUUUGCUCACGAUUGGCCGUUACACGUACACGAACGACCAGCGAUUUCGAGCGAUCCACAACGCCCAUUCGGACGACUGGACGCUCCAAAUAAAAUAUCCGCAACAUCGGGACAGCGGUAUUUACGAGUGCCAGGUCUCCACGACGCCCCACAUGAGUCAUCUAGUCCAUUUAAAUGUAAUCGAGCCAAAAACCGAGAUCCUGGGUGCGCCGGAGCUGUUCAUCAAUCGGGGUAGCACCAUCAAUCUCACGUGCGUCGUUCUGCAAAGUCCAGAACCACCCGCCUACAUUUUCUGGAAUCACAACGAUGCGAUAAUCAGCUACGACUCGAGCAGAGGCGGCGUCUCCGUGGUCACGGAGAAGGGUGACAGCACGACGAGUUUCCUCCUGGUGCAAGAAGCGAAGCCGUCGGACUCGGGACGGUACACUUGUAACCCCAGUAAUGCUCAACCGAAAUCGAUCACCGUACACGUACUUAACGGUGAGUAAUCGAUGACGCGAGGAAGGACGCGCUGGCUUUUUGCCCGCUCGUGAUUAACAACGAUCGUGUACAUUAAAAAAAAAAACCACGUCGGA
Messenger RNA from Pogonomyrmex barbatus (red harvester ant), 2014 nucleotides. Its product is annotated as neurotrimin. Lineage: Eukaryota; Metazoa; Arthropoda; Insecta; Hymenoptera; Formicidae. Gene Ontology annotation, cellular component: neuron projection membrane. The record is from RefSeq and is a predicted model, not a curated record. Gene Ontology annotation, biological process: synapse organization.